Entelurus aequoreus (snake pipefish) is the source of this 2052-nucleotide messenger RNA. RefSeq names its product zinc finger BED domain-containing protein 4-like. The coding region runs from base 977 to 1714 and encodes 245 amino acids. Gene Ontology annotation, biological process: regulation of transcription by RNA polymerase II. The transcript has 2 exons. Gene Ontology annotation, cellular component: nucleus. NCBI's taxonomy places the organism in Eukaryota, Metazoa, Chordata, Actinopteri, Syngnathiformes, Syngnathidae. The record is from RefSeq and is a predicted model, not a curated record.
AUUGUGCAAACGAUGCACACUGAGGCACAGCACACGGCAUGCUAGCAACAACAACAUGCAAAAGCUAGAGCUGGAAAACCCUCCUGCCUCUUUAAGAUCUCCCGUUUGGGAACACUUUUUGCGGUGCGAUAUAGCAAUGGAGGACGAGAGGUGGACAAAUCGAAAGCAGUUUGCCAACAUUGUUCAGCAGCGGUAGGGUAAGCUUCUGGUAACUCAUCAAACAUGCUAACACAUUUAAAGCGGCACCACCCCCAAGUGAACAUCGCUUCAGCUAAGAGAAAGACGAACAUGGUGCAAACCCAGCUACCCACCGCAUUCAAGCAGCCUCUCCUCGGCGAGUCAGAAAGGGCUAAAGCUAUAACAAAUACCGUUGGUGUUUUUAUAGCAGCAGAUUUAAGACCAUAUUCAGUGGUGGAAAACACUGGCUUUAAACACAUGAUAAAGGUAAUUAAGCCACGAUAUCAAGUACCUUCUCGCCCACAUAAAAUCAUACCGGGCCUUUUAUGAGAAAACUAAAUCUGCUGUUAUCUAGGAUCUGUCAUCUGCAUCAGGCUUUGCACUCACAACAGAUGGAUGGACAUCCAGAGCUACAGAGAGCUACAUAACUGUGACUGCCCAUCACAGGGCCCCUGACUGGACUUUUGCAAGCCAUGUUCUGCAAACUCAGGUCAUUUAUGAACAACACAUCAGCGCAACUCUAGCAGAGGGACUUAAGGAGACUGUGUUGGAGUGGAAGCUAGAGAGGCCAGGAACAACAAUUACUGUCACAACAGACAAUGCCAGAAAUAUUGUAAAUGCAGUGAAAGAAGCUGGUCUGGGCCCCCAAAUUGGAUGUUUCGCUCACACAAUAAAUUUAGCUGCACAGAAAGCAACAGGUCUCAACCAAGUGUGCAGACUGCUAGGGAGAGUGAGAAGGAUCGUGUCUUUCUUUCACUGUAGCUCAACAGCCGCACACAUACUCAAACCCAAACAGGAGAUGCUUGGUGUACCACAGCACACACUUAUUCAGGAUGUCGUCACCCGAUGGAAUUCCAGUCACGACAUGCUGGCAAGGUACCUAGAACAGCAAGCACCAGUGUAUUCAGCACUGACAGAAAAGGCCCUCAAGAAAAACAAAGAUAUAACCACACUGUCUGACCGGGAUGUAAGUAUGGCAGAGGAGAUAGUUGAGGUCCUUAAACCACGUAAGAAAAUCAUCACACUGAUUGGUACUGAAACCGCACCUUCAGCAUCCAUGAUCCUGCCCCUCAAAACCACAGUACUGAACACUAUGGAACCCAGUGAAGAAGACAGUCCAACUGUUCGUCAAAUCAAGGCUGCCAUCAGAGACAACCUCGAGGGCCGAUACUCUGACUGUGAAGACUUCCUCCACAAAUGCACAGUCCUUGACCCCAGGUUCAAGACCCUACCUCAUGUGGAUGAUGCCUAUCGUGACAAAAUCUACACCUGCCUCAUCACAGAGCUAGUGACAAUGGAAGAAAAGAGUGAGGAGGCCACAGGGACAUCAGCAGCCAGUUCAUCCUCAGGACCAGAACUCUCAGGGGAAUCUGAAUCAUCUCCACCUGUCAAGAAGUCUGCAUUGACUGAACUGUUUGGUGAGCUCUUCACGACUCAGGUGGGAGACAAGCCUACUUUGCAGCUGGUGAAAGAAGACGUUGCCUCAUACAAGGCAGUCUCAGGCAUUAAACUAGAUUCUGACCCACUUCUAUGGUGAAAGAACAAUGAGACCAUACUGACUCUUACUGUCAAGUUAGCCAGGCACUACCUCGCCAUACCUGCUACCUCCGGUAUUUUCCACAGCUGGAGACAUUUCUGCAGAAAAUGUGGAUAAACUGAUUUUUCUGGCAAAAAAUAUGAAGAUUGAGUGAAAGUCACCAGGGUUAAAGGCUGGGGGGGGAAGAAAAAUUAAUCUGAGGCUGAGUUGACUGAAACUGUUUAAUGUUGCACUUUUUAUAUGUAGAAGAACAUUUUUUAAAUCUGAGUCAUUUUUGUUAAGAAACCAAUUCUGAGCCUUAUCUUAUUAAGUUUUAUUUUGUUUUAAUUUUAUAUAUG